Molecule: messenger RNA, 903 nt
Organism: Prunus armeniaca (apricot)
Lineage: Eukaryota; Viridiplantae; Streptophyta; Magnoliopsida; Rosales; Rosaceae
Source: the annotation of a GenBank genome assembly
AUGAUCCAGACUGAUCGUCUGUACUCUGCAGACCACUUGUACAUACUUCAGCAGGGUGAGGAUGAACCCCUUCGGGAGUAUGCAGCCCGCUUUAGCCACGAGUACUCUUGUUGCCCAGAGACUGACGAUCGUUUUGCCUUCGGUGCUUUCAAGAGUGGCCUCUGCGAGUCCAACAUCCGGUACCUAGUUCACAGCAACCCUUGGAACACAUAUGUGGAGCUAAUGAAGCAGGUAGCCGUUCAUGCCAAGGCCAAAUAUUUCCACUCCAAGCGUGGCCCAGCCAUCUCUGCACGCAGCACCUUUGGUGAUCCUCCACCUACUUCGGUACCUACCCCAGCCCCACCUCAGCGUUAUAUUCCCGCCAUAGAUAACCAAGGUACCCCGCACUCAAAAAUGAAGGAUAACUACCAGCAUACCUUCAACAGUAGCAAGCGUGGCAAACAUGGCAACCACCACCAGCCCAGCGGAAGCAAUACUCCCAGGACAAGUGAUCGUGCCCCAUUUCCCUUCACACCCAAGCCUAGAUUCAAGGUCUUCACCACCCUCAACACUACCUAUGAGAAUGUCCUAGUGCACGAGGCACCCAUGAUACCCAAGCCUCCCCCCAAGAGACCGUCCAAUAAGCCUAUGCCAAACACAGGUGUCUUCUGCCAUUUCUAUCAGUUCAACGACCACGACACCGAAUCUUGUGUUGCCUUGCGCAACAUCAUUGAAGGGCUUAUUCGUGAGGGGAAGCUGGAUAAAUAUGUGCACAACCUCUCACCCCCACCUAACCCUCACCAAAGUCAGAUCAACAUGAUCUCCAUCAUUAGUGGUGGUCCCACGCUGGCCGGAACCUCUAACAACUCCAUUAAACAUUAUGUCCACUCCACCUAUGCGCACCAGGUCUUCAGCACUGAGUAG